GAUAACGGCGUUCUACAUUCAGCGUAUAUCGCCGUAAUUCCACUCGAAGGUCUACACGUACAUAACUGUACUCUUGAGCACCAUUCGAAGCCCGGACUCGAUACUCGCAAGAUGUACACCAUACUCACGUUGCUCGCCUGUGUGGGGGUCUCCCUGGCCGCCCAGUGCUGUGUUCCCCCACAGUGGACUUCCAUGGCCUCCUUCCUGACCGCAGUGGUCCGCAACGGGAAACCAUACUACAGCAGGGGGUUGCUGUCGAUUGGAUACGACGCUGUCCGCCACCGCAUUGGCCAGUAUGUGAGCGAGCAGAUCAACAACGGGGCGAACUCCAUGGCAAUCGGCGUCCUUUUAGACUACCAAGCGAACUUGAAAUGGGUAAAAGACGUCAAUUCGGGAAAAUGCUACAAGAUGCCUCUCAACCGGAAGUUAGAAGAUUUCGUCGGCUGCAUCUCAGAGAACGCUACCGUGGUCGGCAACAAAGACGCCUUCGGCUUCGACUCGAACGUCAUGACGCUGAACACGUACUCCAUGGACUAUCCGGGACUGCGUGUGUACACGAGUCUCACUUCCGACAGCUGUGUGCCUGUCGGCGAGACAUUCAGCGGAAGUAUCGACGGUCACUCUUUCAUCGAGAACGUCCACUACUACAACGUGUCCGCUGGCUUGUCAACCAACCCAGCUGAUGAUCCUCUUGUUGUGCCGCCCCGGGGGUGUGAGACCGCCAGCAACUUCGAUGGAAACUUUCAUUACCUCGGUUUGGACAAUAUAAUUGGCCGUCGUUCAGCGUUCAGCAUCCUCGGCUUCUAAAUCUCAUAUCAGGGUCUUUCAUUGUAAUCCAGCUUCAUUAAAUUUCCUCUUCUU
Molecule: messenger RNA, 861 nt
Organism: Dreissena polymorpha
Lineage: Eukaryota; Metazoa; Mollusca; Bivalvia; Myida; Dreissenidae
Exons: 6
Coding region: 112-807 (231 amino acids)
Biological process (GO): cell-matrix adhesion
Cellular component (GO): extracellular region; lysosome
Molecular function (GO): calcium ion binding
Source: RefSeq, a predicted model, not a curated record